This is a messenger RNA of Humulus lupulus (European hop), 1436 nucleotides long. Its product is annotated as cysteine synthase-like. Gene Ontology annotation, cellular component: cytoplasm. The transcript is spliced from 11 exons. Gene Ontology annotation, molecular function: cysteine synthase activity. The record is from RefSeq and is a predicted model, not a curated record. The coding region runs from base 296 to 1273 and encodes 325 amino acids. Lineage: Eukaryota; Viridiplantae; Streptophyta; Magnoliopsida; Rosales; Cannabaceae.
UAAUAUACAUCUGUCCACCUAGAUAAGCUUUCUUCAGUUAAGAGAGUCUUGGUGUGGUGUCGUCCAAAUUUUGUCCCACAUCGAUUUCAUCGAAAUCUGCCUUAUGGAUUUGCUUAAGAGCUCUCCAUGGUUUUUCUUUUUAGUUUCUACUUUAGUUUUUCUAAUUUUUGCUUCUAUUUCAUUUCAAAUUCAUGGGAUUUUAGAGUGUCUUUAGUUUACACUAGUUUUCAUUUGUGUAGAGAAACUAGAAAGAAAUCAAACCUAGAGUUGGUGAUACCUGAUUAAAAAAAAACAAAUGGAAGAGGAGAAAUCUUUUAUUGCAAAAGAUGUAACUGAAUUGAUUGGUAAAACACCAUUGGUAUAUCUGAACCAUGUUGUAGAAGGCUGUGUAGCUCGAGUUGCAGCUAAGUUAGAGAUGAUGGAGCCUUGUGCUAGCGUCAAAGACAGGAUUGGGUAUAGUAUGAUUAAAGAUGCAGAAGAAAGGGGCCUCAUCACUCCGGGUAAGAGUAUUCUUAUUGAGCGUACGAGUGGGAACACUGGCAUUGGGCUAGCAUUUAUAGCAGCCAUAAAGGGAUAUAAGCUAAUAAUAGCAAUGCCAGCUUCGAUGAGUCUCGAAAGAAAAACCAUUCUUCGUGCAUUUGGAGCUGAGCUUGUUCUCACUGACCCAGCUAAGGGCUUGGAAGGAGCUCUUGACAAGGCCAAAGAAAUACUUGCAAGAACACCCAAUGGUUACAUGCUUCAACAGUCGGAAAACCCUGCCAAUCCUAGGAUCCAUUAUGAGACUACAGGACCAGAAAUUUGGAAAACCUCCGGUGGGAAAGUUGAUGCUCUUGUUUGUGGGAUAGGUACUGGUGGUACAAUUACAGGUGCUGGCAAAUUUCUCAAACAGCAGAACCCUCACAUUAAGCUCUAUGGUGUAGAGCCUGCUGAAAGUGCUGUUCUGUCUGGGGGAAAACCUGGUCCACAUAAGAUUCAAGGAAUUGGUGGUGAAGUCAUCCCAGAAGUAUUGGACAUCAAUCAAGUUGAUGAAUUUGUGCAAAUAUCAAGUGACGAGGCAAUAGAAAUGGCUAGGCUUAUUGUACUAAAAGAAGGCUUAUUGGUAGGAAUAACAUCUGGUGCAGCCGCAGCUGCAGCAAUUAAGAUAGCAAAGAGGCCAGAAAAUGCUGGCAAACUCAUUGUGGUUGUGUUCCCCAGUUCAGGAGAGCGUUAUCUCUCUACUGUGCUUUUUGAGUCUCUGAAGAAAGAGGCAGAGAAUAUGGUCUUUGAGCCCUGAAGUGUUCACUUCAAAUAUCUUAUACAUUAAUUAAGAAUACAAUAAUUUUGUUUUUUUUUUAAAAAAAACAUAAAAUUUCGAUUAAUCUUUUUACUUGUACUUGAAACUCAUUGCAUUGAUGUCUUAAUAUGUGAGAUUUGGAAUCAAAAUUGAAUUGUGUUGA